Molecule: messenger RNA, 1734 nt
Organism: Parathielavia appendiculata
Lineage: Eukaryota; Fungi; Ascomycota; Sordariomycetes; Sordariales; Chaetomiaceae
Product: p53-like transcription factor
Exons: 3
Coding region: 1-1734 (577 amino acids)
Biological process (GO): meiotic cell cycle; positive regulation of transcription by RNA polymerase II
Cellular component (GO): nuclear chromosome
Molecular function (GO): DNA-binding transcription factor activity; DNA binding
Source: RefSeq, a predicted model, not a curated record
AUGGGUGCUCGCUCCGGGCGUGUUACCUGGGAUCGAUCGCUCUUUAGCCAGGGCUCCACUACGUCCCUGUCAACAAUAGAAACGCCCACUCAGCCUUCCUCAUAUCUGAGUCUAAUCCAACCGGUACCCCAGCCGCCCGUCACGCCGUACUCUACUGAAGGCGGCCACUUUUAUACCUCCGCUCCCCCCGUCUUCCGCGGUCUGGACGUCAGGCCUCGACUGGGCUCCAACAGUAGCACGACCAGCCGGGGCAUGGCACAUGCCCAUCGGUCCACAACAUUGCCGCAUCCAGGGGCACAUCUGAGUGUGCGAGACGUUUACACAUCGGCUACGCCCGCCUUUAGGAGGCCGGACCAUCACAUCCAACGCUCUCCAUCCUUCUCCGGCAUACGACGCCAUAACCCUCUCUCACCAACCAGCACACCGGCCGCGUACGGAUCCGUCAAGAUGGAUACGGGGUACUCUGGGACCAAGACCCAGCCAAGCAUCCCGCCUCUGGUUUCCAUGACCUCGCUCGGCCAUCUCUCGUACGCCGACGCGUCGGCCACCCCCAUCAAAGUGGAUAUAAGCGGCGUCAUCGACAAGGGUUUCUUCGUCGCCGAUGGCGAGUGGACAUGUUACCGGCGCAAUUACUUCUCGUGCGUCUGCUCCUUCUCGCUGGCGCCCAUGCUGCACAACACACCCAUCCAUUUUCAGCCGACGGGAUCUACGCAAGCGUACAGCGUCUAUGGUUUCGCCAUGUGCAUCUCGGCUGUCGUGUCCGACAACGACAGCCACACCAUCGAACUGGUUCAGCAUACGCCAAAGCGGGACAAGGGACCGAUUGCCAAGCCCGAGAAGCAGCGUCUGUCGCCGAAACCGCCGCAGGCCACUCAUCACCCUCUUAGCAGCCUCUACGCGGGCCCGGACGGCAGUCUGGCAUCCUCAAGAUACGAGCAGGGCGGCUUCGGACAGCCCCAGCAGAGCUCGGCGCCGACCGAGUACACGUUUGAGCGCAUCCAGUUCAAGCAGGCGACGGCCAACAACGGCAAGAGAAGGGCGGCACAGCAGUACUACCACCUCAUUGUCGAGCUGUGGGCCGACGUCGGCCAGCAAGGAGGCUCCGACCCGUGGGUUAAGGUGGCAUACCGGAAAUCCGCCAAGAUGAUCGUGCGCGGGCGCUCCCCGGGUCACUACCAGUCAGAAAGGAGGGGGAGCACGAGCAGCGGGCCCGGCGGCUCAGGCGGUGGUAGCAUCGGCGGCGGCGUCUACUCUACGGGCAUGCUCGGGCCCGGCGAGUACGCGCCAAGCUCGUCCAUGAUGGGAGGUGGAGGCUACGGGCAGCACUACGACUCACGCUCCGGCGGCUACGGCGGAACGAGGCACCAUCACGAGCAGCUGACCAUGGACGGUAUGAUGUCGGCCGAGGAAGUCAAGGCCAUCACAGACACCAAGGCAUACCAAUACUACCCGGCGACCCUCUACGAAGGUGAGCAGGACCCGAGACACCACCAGCAAGUCGAGCUGUUCUCGCACCCGCGGCACGACGUCACCGCGAGUGGCGCGACAAACUCGAUGAGCGCAGUUUUUGACCCAACCAAGGUCAAGUCCGAGAUGGAGAACGGGCUGCCAAGCCUGUUCUACCAUGGAGGGCCGUACUACUCGCAGCGGUGCGGGCGCUUCGAAGGGAAGGCGACGUCUAACGGCCAGUACCCGACACUGAUUCCACCGCCCUCGACGAUGAGCAUGACCUGA